AUGGGGAAUGUUAAUGGAAGAGAAGAAAUUGGUGACAAUAGCCAAUCUGGCGUUGAUGGUGGUGGUAGGUCCAUCAAGAAACCAUGGAAUGUCAAAGUUGUGAUGUCAAGAGUUCUACCUUUAAUGCCAGUGGUCCCUUUACAAAGACCCGAGGAGAUGCAUAUCGCAAACCCUUCAUGGAUGCAAACCACCUCAGGAUACGAAGACUUGAAUGAUGAACAGGGAGUUCCCACAUUGAUACCAUGGACCUAUGAUGGCAAAGAAGUCGCUGUGGAGGGAUCAUGGGAUAAUUGGAAAUCUAAGAACCAUUUGCAAAGAUCUGAGAAAGAUUUCACCAUUUUGAAGGUGCUUUCUUCUGGAGUUUACCAGUAUAGGUUUAUAGUUGAUGGACAAUGCAGGUGUUCCCCUGACUUGCCAUGCGUCCAGGAUGAAGUAGAAAAUACUUACAACAUUUUGGAUGUGAAGGAUUAUGUACCAGAAGAUAUCGAAAGCAUUUCUGGUUUUGAACCUCCUCAGUCCCCAGAUUGCAGUUACAGUAACUUGCAACUUGGAGCAGAGGACUACACCUAG
Molecule: messenger RNA, 570 nt
Organism: Lycium barbarum (goji berry)
Lineage: Eukaryota; Viridiplantae; Streptophyta; Magnoliopsida; Solanales; Solanaceae
Product: SNF1-related protein kinase regulatory subunit beta-2-like
Exons: 4
Coding region: 1-570 (189 amino acids)
Source: RefSeq, a predicted model, not a curated record